CUCUGCUUAGGUUCAACGAACACAAGGCUGUGCAGUUAGUGACAUAUAAUUAUAACUCGCUCGUUGUCACACCUUUCUCUAGCUCAGGCACUAGCAGGGGAGACAGUCCGCUCACACAUAGUGUGCAUCGAGGCACCUCCUACAUUAAAGGGGUAUAUGUAGGAUACAUGGUACGCUACAAGAUGGAGUGUUUUCUUUUCUUUUUGUUUCGGUUGUGUUUUCUUCUCCGUAAAAGCGGGUAUACAGCCCAGAAAUCGCUGCCGGAGACGGAUUAUUCUUCCGAACAGAUAAGAUGAACUCUCUUGGAACCCCUGCCCUGUUGGCUCUCUUGGCUGCCUUUAGCAUUGUUCAGGGGGCCAACUUAGCACUGGGUCAGCAUUCCCAAGCCUUGGAAUUCCCACAGGCCCGACGGCUUACUGCAGCCAGUCUGCCCCCCAGUCUCAGAGUACGAGAGAUCGAAACAUUCGCUCUGAAGAGAGAAGCAAGUUUCGACUUUAUCCACGAAACUCCGGAAGAUGGCACGGAAUAUGUCUUCGCUACUACUCUCAACGUGGCAUCUCAACACCCGAUCCUUGCCCUCGAGGCUUUAGAUGCCGACAUAAAUGAUAUGUCAUGCUCGGAGUCAAAGAUCCAGCUGUCCAUCGGCUCGUCUACUCGGACGGAAGCCCUAAAACAGGAACUUGAGGCGGUAUCGGAUUUUGUAGUUGUCACCUCCCAUGAAGGUUGUGACUCGGAAGGGGAACGGUCCAUCCAUCGUGUGACGAAGACAACUGUCGAUCUUGCUCGUCAAGUAUUCACCCUGGAGAAAGUCAAAAGCGAUUGGCACGAUGCAAGUCAUUCCACGAGCGUGUCUUUCUCCCACAGGCAUCGAUCAAGGAUCCAGAAACGUACAUAUACCUUGCAUCAGAAACGACAGCAGGAUUCAACGGGUGCGCCGACAACCACAAAGGUGGUAGGGGAAGGUUCUGCACCUUCCAUCUCUUUUCCAGCGGCUCCCACUGCAACAACGGGACUGCCUUCGACUGCGACAAAAUCGCUCGACAAGCACUAUAUCGACCAGAAGAUAUUUCCGCCAGAUACUCCUGCCGCUGACAUGUUCAUACCGCAAGGCGUGACAGUGACCUGCAAAAACUGUACGCUCCAGGGUGAUAUCGAGAUAACCCGAGGCUCGUUCAACAUCUCUGGGAACACGAUUAAGGACACCAUCGCCUUUUUUGAUGACGGUGCACUUGAAAUCAUAUCAAAUGGCCUCUACGCGCAGAUUGAACUUGGUCUUGACCUUUCAUUGAGUCAAUCUUUGGCUUCCCUCAACAUAUCUCUCCCUACGAUUCCUCUCACCCCAUUUGAGGUAGGCAUCCGGGCACAAGGUGAUAUCAUGCUUUAG
Molecule: messenger RNA, 1384 nt
Organism: Aspergillus pseudonomiae
Lineage: Eukaryota; Fungi; Ascomycota; Eurotiomycetes; Eurotiales; Aspergillaceae
Product: putative GPI anchored protein
Exons: 3
Coding region: 293-1384 (363 amino acids)
Source: RefSeq, a predicted model, not a curated record